This is a messenger RNA of Melampsora larici-populina 98AG31, 1257 nucleotides long. RefSeq lists its product as uncharacterized. The record is from RefSeq and is a predicted model, not a curated record. Lineage: Eukaryota; Fungi; Basidiomycota; Pucciniomycetes; Pucciniales; Melampsoraceae. Bases 1 to 1257 code for a protein of 418 amino acids. Gene Ontology annotation, cellular component: P-body. Gene Ontology annotation, biological process: protein modification process. The transcript has 5 exons.
AUGCCAACCAAUCCACCUAAACCCAACACAGUCACUAUCAAUUAUCAAGACCCUUACACUCUAAACGCAAUAAAAAAUGCAAUCCAAAACAAACUACCUCAGCUUCAAGUGAUUGAGAAUUCGAAGCAGUCAGAUCAGAUAGAAAUUGGGGCAAUUCAAAUUUCCGAUUAUGAUAACAUUGAUUGGGAACUUGUUCAACGAUUUCCUAAAGAAGUCAUCGUAAAUGCUUAUCCAAUAAGAAAGGCAUUAAUUCGUAAAAAUUAUUUAUCUAAAACUUUAUAUUUUUAUUUUAAUAAGUUUAUACCUCAAACCUGGAGAUUUGAAUUAGCUUAUUUUGAUGAAUUAGAUGAAUUGUUUUUAGAUGAAUUAUAUGAAUUAAAUCAAGUUUUAUUAAAUCAAGAUUUAAAGAUUUCAAACUAUGAAGAUCAAGAAUGGUUUAUUUUAAAACCAGCUUUAGCUGAAAGAGGUCAAGGGAUUAGGUUAUUUAAUUCUAUUGAAGGAUUAGAAAAUAUUUUCAAAGAGUUUGAUCAAGAAGAUGAAGAUGAUGAUGAAGAAGAUGAAGAAAAUCUGGAUCAGACUGGGGUCUCUUCUUCAAAGAUGAGACAUUGGGUUAUUCAAAGAUAUCUAUCUAAUCCGCUUUUGAUUGGUCCGGCUGAUGUACCAAUCACUGAACGACGUAAACAUCAUUUACGGGUUUAUGUACUAGCAGUAGGAGCCUUGAGUGUUUAUGUCUACAAAGACAUCUUAGCACUCUUUGCCUCACAACCAUACACGAAACCAAGCUCUGAAAGCUUAAACCUAUCAUCUCACUUAACCAACACAUGUUUACAAAGCCCUACAGACCAACAAUCAACUGUUAAACUUUUAUCUACUUUAGCUAAUGAAUGGAAAGGAAUCGACUUGAAAUCGAUUGAAAACCAAAUUGAUGAAAUCGUGAAUCAAACUUUUUUAGCUGCAAAUAAAGAACCCGUUAAUUUUCAAACUAGAAAGAAUUGUUGGGAAAUCUUUGGAUUUGAUUUUUUGAUUGAUGAUUCAAUGAAAGUUUGGUUACUGGAAGUUAAUGCUUGUCCAGAUUUCAAACAAACUGGUGAUAAUUUAUCUAAUACAAUUUUAGGAUUAUUUGAAGGAGCAUUAGAAAUUGCUGUGAACCCGUUUAUUGAAGGUUCUACUAUUAAAGAAUGGAAUGCAGAGGAUAAGGAAGUUAGGUAUGGCUAUAGAAAGUGUUUAGAUAUCAAUCUUUUAGGUGGAAUCCAAUAG